GGAACAAUUGUCGAAACGUCAUUUCCGCAUUCAAAUAGUACAACUUUUUCGUCGAUUCCGGGGGUUUAUUGCGUAUUUGUUUUUGUCGCUUGUUGUUUUUGUUAACCACAAUAUUGUAAAAGUUGCGAUCAACUGUGUAGGACCAGUAGGGAAGUGGAGUUUUUUUCCUACCCCCGAGCCGCUUUCUCGACAUUUUCGGAAGGCGGCUCGCUUAGAACAGUUGUGAAUGUAUGAACCGUAUAAGUACGACCCUAUUGUACAAUAAGUUUCAUCUCCACCCAGCACAACUCCACACGACCAUUUCCGAGCCUAUCUUGAAAUAGUAAGACAAAACAAAAACUCCACUUCCGUUUCACCAUGCCAGAGAAGACAAAGUCUCCCCCGGAGACGAAGAACAGUCUCGAUGGCGUCGUGGAGGCCACAGGCGGGUUGGAUGACCCCGGCCUGUCAGCUGCACUGUCGGGAAACCUGAAAGAGACGCCGCGAACGAAAGAGGCCCUGAAAAGAUGCGGGGUGCUGAUGAGCGAGCUGAAAAUCAAGUCCUUUCAGGAUUUUCACCGGCCAACGGUAGGAAUGCUUGGUUUUCAAGUUUUACGUAGUGUUUCUUGGGCUCGCGAAGACAGUGUGUUUCGUGUCAAGCCCAUCAUUCAGAUGUGGCAUUUCUAUGUAGCGAUGAACUUCUUUUUGGGAAAGCAAAAAAUACAAUUAUCAAACGUACUUCACAGGACACCAUCGAGAAGCAGCGCCUUCGAUACAACCACUACGAAACGAGAAGGCAGGCCAAGCUCAGUCUCGUCCUACAGGAAAGGGCAAAGGUGUUUUUUUUGCUGGUUCUAAUUACAUGCGUAGCUAGUAGUCUCUGCCUCGGAAGAAUGACUCACGCGCGAGUCUUGUGAAAAACUCGAAGCACUUUUGUCACAAAUUGAAACUUACUAUGAGGUCUUCGUCGAAAUGACGAAAAAGCAGACGGAAGGGAACUCAAACGUAAAGAGUUAUCAGGGUAUGCACAUGCUGGAGCAGUUGCUUGACGCCGAAGCCGGGCGAUUGGAGGGCGAACUGAAGCAGCAGCUCAGGUUUUUUUUUGAGUUUGUUUCCGCUCCUUUGCGUGGUUGUAGAGUAGAUUCCGAAGAAUGAAUGUUGAGAGCCAUUUUCGGAUGUGGUAAAAAAGCAGAAACACCAUCUCCCCCUUCCAACCAGGUAUCAUACCGUGGUAGAAAAUGAGAACAAGGAGCAACUUGAAAAGGAGCAAGCUUUGCGAGAAAAGCAGAAAAAACGAACAGAAAAGAGCAACCUUGUGAAGGAAGAGAAGGCCGCCCGAGUAAAGCAGAAUGCAGUGGGUAACGACGCCAAAUUGGAGCACUCGAGAAAGAUAUUAAAAGACAUCAAGGUAGGUCUACUUUCGUUUUUCUUUGUUUCGGGGAUUGCUAGCUGGUUCCCGGAACAACGCCGUCUGGGCUAGACUAGAUCCAACGAAAGGAAAAGUCAAAAAACCUACAUCAAAACAGCAAAACCACGAGGCCAAAUGUGCGAAUUUCCUGUCGCACGUGCUAGAGACGGAAGUCAGAAUACGGGAGUUUCGGGCGUCGCAGAGCGGGAGAAAUUUCGAGAAGAGCGAGGCAUGGAAGGGCAAGGUCGCGAACAUACAAAAGAACUUCGAAACCAUCCAAGAAGAGCGCAUGAUCCAUGGGCUCAAGCAACUGAAGAAAAAGGAAGCGAAGUUCGCCCUGAAUGACGUACUCCUUUAAGUUGUCGUGCUGCUUCCACUGCUGAUGUUGUAGUUUCACUCUCGUUGUCGGACGCUUCCUUGUACGUCUUUGCAAGUAGUUUUUUUUUGAUGCCUUUCAAAGAAUACGAUUGUCGCGUUUUUUAAGAAAUUGUCGUGAUAAAGUAUUUAUUUGAUACGUUAUUUGAUAGUCAAUUGCAAUUCAACAUAACAGGAAAAGAAGAAGCGGGAGGUGGCCGCGAACGAAGUCCGAAACGCCGAGAAGCAGCUGCGAGUCAUAGAUGUGCUGGACAAAAAGCACCGAAUAGACCGACAGAUCGAGGCGCGCAAUGAUCGGGUAUGAGGACAGCACCUGUAGUUUUUUCAUGAUAAAGGAUGAAGUAUGAUCAUUUAUUUCCAGGAAAAGGUAUGUUACUAUGCGAAGCGAUAAAGUUUUUAGCUUAUAAAAAAAACAAAAAAAUUCCUAGAUGCGGGAGGAAGCGACUCACGCGCACAGCAGGAUAACGACGCUUUUGAAUCUUAAGGACCAGAUCGUGAAGCAGAGAAAAGCCCGUAUCUUCCAGCAGAGCGCACUCAAGGGCCGCGCCUUGAACAUCAAAAACAUCCCAACGGGGCCCGGGCAGUACUAUUUUAUCGUUAGUGCUUCUGCUACUAAUGGAAAUGGGAGUGCUAUUAGCUUUCGACGUCGAUGCACGUUCUGCAAAUUCAGGAUGGCAACAUCCCAGAUAGGAUGGCUGUGCAAAGCUAGCUCUCUGUACUUCUGGGCAGUCAUGAUACUUGAAAUUGAAAAUUGUGGCGCGACAAUUGAAUCGCCACCGCCUACACGACAGGUACGACAUCGAUCGCGACCGCGUGUUGCGUGAGCAGCCGGUCCCCCGCAUGCCGCUUCCGCCCAAGAACCACGAGGGUGGCAGCCUGUUGCUGAGCUCGACCGGACCUCCGCCGGGGAGCUACGACGUGCAGCUGCUGCCCGACGGGAAGCGCAUCGACACGGCGGUCAACCGCACUGUGAUCUUCACGAAGGGGUCCGUGCCAAACUUUAUCGAAGACAACGUACGAAAGUUCCGCGACAACCCAGGGCCGGGAACCUACAAAGUCGCGGGAUCAGGUACUUACUUACUUCUACAGGGUAGUUUUACGGCGGUUCGUGUCGAAAUAUAGUUGGGUGCUGGAAGAAGUGCUUGAUAUUUUUCAACACAGCUUGGUUGUCUGGAAAAAUUUGCAGGUCACUAAAAACAUGUGUAAAAAAUUCGUCUUUCAGGUAUCGACGAGAACGCGCCUACGGCGGUGAUCCGCCCCGAUAUGGUCAAGGCGGAAAACAAGGGUGGCGAGCAGCUCUACGUACCCCCGGCCUGGGCCGAGGACUUUGCGAAGACGCCCGGACCGGCAGCGUAUCUGACGGACAAAUUUCUCCGGGACGAGGAGUCUUCCAAGCGCAUGGAGACCAUCCCGAAUCUCGGCAAAGCCAUCGCGUUGCAGAAGUAGAAGUCAGGGACCAGGGGAGAAAAAGUCUUUGUAUCUUUCUGCUCUCGCGGGCUUUCGACGUUGUGUCGACGGUUCGUCGUCGUCGUCGUAGUUUUCGAACUCUAUAGUUUUAUAGCCUUGUUUCUUGAUGAAUGAUUAUCCAAAUGAACAAAAAAUUUGCACAAAAGUUGUCAAUCGUCUUUUACAAUGAACGUCUAGUUUGCGUGCAGGGAAUUUCUACCAGUGUACCAAACUAAUCGAAAGUAUUGCGUUUUAUGCAAAAAUGUUGAACUAGUUCACCGAUUUCCGUUUCAAUAAAUCCACACUAUAAUGCGAGCUGCUGCGUAUCACGUUGGUAUUGCAAUUCAUCAGUUGUUGUACGGUAAACAGUAAAUCCAAAUGAUGGCAUGAGAAAAUUCUAACUCGGAUGAUCGUGGAAAUGAUAAUGCGACAGACAAAUAAAUUGUAUGCUACGUGAUCUUGGCUCCGAUGUACAUGAUGAGAAAAAGAAAUGGUGCUCGCUCGGACAAGAUCUGGAGCUCUGUGAAAU
Molecule: messenger RNA, 3737 nt
Organism: Amoebophrya sp. A120
Lineage: Eukaryota; Dinophyceae; Syndiniales; Amoebophryaceae
Source: the annotation of a GenBank genome assembly